AAUGGAUCAAAAGGAAGACAAUGAAAAAGAAUACAAUUUCUCAGAAAUAUGCCUCAAGUCUAUAUUCUGCUAAGAUAACAAUUGUUAAUUAGAUCAUUAAAGAUUAUUUGUGGGAGUUUGUAUAGAAUAUUUAAGAAAUGAAUAAGAAUAAGGAGAUGAAUUUAAAUAAUUGAAAUGCAAAAACAACGAUUGUAGUUUUUGGCAUUUUAAUAAUGAGAAAUUUAACGAUUAAUUAGCUAAAUCAACCAUAAAUGGUGUAUUUCCUCAUAAUCUUUGUCCUAAAAGUUGUAAAUCUGGAGAUUGUAAGUUUUUACAUAGAGAAUGGGCUGAAAAAUUAUGUUUUGAUUAUAUUCUCAAAAUUUGUAGAAAAGCAAAAUGCGAAUAUAGUCAUAUGCGUUGGGAUUCAGUAGCAUUAAGAGAUAAAGCCAAAUAGUCUUCAAUAAUAAAGUAUAAUACUCCAGAAGAAUUUUGUCAGAAAGAAAAGUGUAAUUGUGACAAACAUCCUGCUUGGUUGAAUUAGUAUUGUGUAGCAUAUUUGAAGGGUAAAUGCUCAAAUAAAAAGUGUUUAAAAAGUCAUACUGAUUGGGAAAAGAUUAACAAUUAAAUCAAUUAAAAGAAUGCUGUAAAGUCCUGUAUUGUUAUAGCUUAAGAUAGAAAAAAAUUAAAUCAAGUUUUACCUAAUAUAGAUGGAGUAUAAUUGUUAUGCUAAAGUGCAGAGUUUAAUCAUUAUAAAAAAUGGUUAAAAGAAUAAAAUAUUAUUGAUGUUGUAUUUAUAAUGGAUUUGACUGGAUCUAUGAGAUCAUGGAAAGACAUGGUGCAAAAUACUAUUACUAAAAUAAUAGAUUAAUUUUUAAAUUCAAUAAAUGGAUUUCAAGUUAGAGUAGCUUUUGUAGGAUAUAGAGAUAUAUGUGAUAAGGAUAACAAGAUAGUUUAUUGGAAUUUUACAAAGAAAAUAGAUGAAAUUAGGAAUUUCAUAUCAAAAUUAGAGGUAAAAGGAGGAGGAGAUGAAGCAGAGGAUGUAGUUUCUGGAUUUGAAUAGGCUUUAAAACUUAAUUUUUCACAUCAUGAAGAAAGCAUACUUUGUACAUUUUUACUUGCAGAUGCUCCUUGUCAUGGAAGAGAUUAUCAUAAUCUUAAAUCUGAUGAUUUAAUUGAUAAAAUGCCAAAAAAUUAUUUUGAAGCUGUUUUGGAGGAAUAUAAAUAAAAAAAAAAGAAUAAUUUUUUAUGUUGUAUUAAAAUCAACGAUAAAACAGAUAUUAUGUUUGAAAAAAUGAAGGCAGUUCUUCCUAUGUUAACUAUUACAACAUAAAAAAAACCAGAAGAUAUACUUGAUGUAGUUGGAUUUACAUUGAGAAUGUCUGUAACAGAAACUAAAAAAUUAAAAUCUUUAAUUAAUAAUAAAUAUUAAUAUUUUAAAGCAGAAUUUAUCAAACCGAAAUUAGAUACAAUCUCUAUUGAUUAUGAAGAUGAUGAUUAUUGGAAAACAUAUAACCAAAUGAUUGAUGAAAAAAAAAGAUCAAAUAUCACAGGUUUGAAAAUAACAUUAGAUAAAAAUGAAAUAAAUAAAGAAAAUGAUAAUUCGUCUACUUAUAUAUAUAAGGCUUUUGAUGCUAUUAAUAAUAGGGAAGUUAUUAUUAAAAUUCCAAAAAGACUUGUUGACAACUAAGGAAAUAUCUCUAAUUAAGAAAUCAAAGAGGCUGAAGAACUUGCAACAAUAAGAUUUUACUCAUCUUGUUAUGCUUGUCAAAUGGCAUAUUUCUUUAAUUAAAGAUUAAAAAAUAAUAAUCUAUUAAAUGAAAUGUAACCUCUCUUUUAUGCUCAUCCAAUUUUAUACAAAUUAUUAGAUACACCAUUUUUUGGAUUAAAUUUAGUCUAUGGUGAAACUUAUAUAUAAGUUGUACAUAAAUUUUAAAAGUACACUACUAACCAUUCAUAUAUUGAAGCAAAUAAAUAUUUUUAUUCAGCUUUUAGUCAUUUCUCAUAUUAAGCCAGUGAAGGAAAUUUAGUCAUUAUGGAUUUAUAGGGAUUUAAUAAUAUUCUCACUGAUCCAUCAAUUUAAACAAAUUAGUAUACGGGAUCAAUUUUAGAAAAAGAUAAAACUAAUAGAUAAAAUAAAGGAAUUGAAGAUUUUAUAUAAAUUUAACAUAAAGAAUGCAGUUAUUUAUGUAAAAAAUUACAACUCAAUCAAAUUAAUUAAAAUCCUUAAAUUAAUCAAAUUGUUUGUCCUAUAGAGUUAAUUAACAAUUUAAAAGGAAUAUGUUAUGAUUGUGAUGAAUUUGUUGACUUUGAUAGGGAAUAGUUAAACAAUCAGAAUGAAAAGAAUUUUUAAUUUAGUUGUAAAUACUGUUUAUCUGAGGCUUAAAAUUUAAUAACUUAAGAAUGUCAUUGUUGUUACUUUGUAUACUAAACUCCUAUAAAUAAGGAAAUUAAAAAAUAGACAAAUUUAUGUGAAUGUUAGGAGUGUAAGACUACAUGUUAAGGUUUAGAAAAGAAGCGUUGCUACUAUUGUUUGAGAACUUGCCAAAAAGUUAUGAAAGAGAUCAAUAUUAAAAAUAAACCUUACUAUUUUUGUGAAAAUGCUUUGGAAUAUCUCAAAGCAUUUAAAUGUAAAAAAUGCGGUAAACUAUACAACAGGAGUUCUCUUAUUACUAUAGAAGAUUAUAACGAGAAAUCAUUCUCUUGUUGUUGA
Paramecium sonneborni is the source of this 2689-nucleotide messenger RNA. NCBI's taxonomy places the organism in Eukaryota, Ciliophora, Oligohymenophorea, Peniculida, Parameciidae. The record is from the annotation of a GenBank genome assembly.